Messenger RNA from Penicillium macrosclerotiorum, 5205 nucleotides. Its product is annotated as DNA-directed RNA polymerase II subunit RPB1. NCBI's taxonomy places the organism in Eukaryota, Fungi, Ascomycota, Eurotiomycetes, Eurotiales, Aspergillaceae. The transcript is spliced from 5 exons. Gene Ontology annotation, biological process: transcription by RNA polymerase II. The coding region runs from base 1 to 5205 and encodes 1734 amino acids. The record is from RefSeq and is a predicted model, not a curated record. Gene Ontology annotation, cellular component: RNA polymerase II, core complex. Gene Ontology annotation, molecular function: DNA binding.
AUGUCCAACGUUUUCUUCCCUUACUCCAAGGCGCCUCUGCGCACCAUCAAGGAGAUCCAGUUCGGUCUCUUCUCCCCCGAGGAGAUCAAGCGCAUGAGUGUCGUCCAUGUGGAGUACCCGGAGACCAUGGAUGAGCAACGCCAACGGCCUCGGACUAAAGGUGUGAAUGACCCACGCCUGGGCACCAUUGAUCGCCAGUACAACUGCGAGACUUGCGAAGAGGGACCUAAGGAAUGUCCUGGCCAUUUUGGUCACAUCGAACUCGCGUCUCCGGUCUUCCAUAUUGGUUUCCUCACCAAAACCAAGAAGCUUCUGGAAACUGUGUGCCACAACUGUGGAAAGAUCAAGGUCCACAGGGAUAACCCAAAGUUCCUGGACGCCGUUCGUAUCCGAGACCCGAAACGACGCUUUGACGCUAUCUGGAGGGCCUCGAAGGAUGAAAGUGUCUGCGAUGCUGACCCUUCGCCCGAGGAUGAUGAAUAUCAGAAGGACUCAGACAAGAAGCCCUACUUCCAUGGUGGUUGUGGUAACGCUCAGCCAACUGUGCGUAAGGAUGGCAUCAGUCUAGUCGGUACCUGGACGCCUAGCAAGAGCAUGAUGGAGGAUGAGAUGGCACAGCCGGAGAAGAAGGUGAUCACUCCGGCGGUGGCUUUGAACAUUUUCCGCAAUAUUUCCCAGGAAGAUGUUCGCAUCAUGGGUCUUAGUAACGAUUACGCUCGCCCCGAGUGGAUGAUCCUCACAGUCCUUCCAGUUCCCCCUCCAACUGUCCGUCCCAGUGUUAUGAUGGGAGCCACGAGUGGAGCUCGUGGAGAGGACGAUCUGACCUACAAGCUGGCGGAAAUUGUGCGCGCAAACCAGAACGUUCAGCGCUGUGAGCAGGACGGUGCACCAGAACACGUUAUUAGGGAGUUCGAGUCCCUCCUACAGUACCACAUCGCUACGUACAUGGAUAACGAUAUUGCCGGCCAACCUAAAGCGAUGCAGAAGUCAAACCGUCCUGUCAAGGCUCUUCGCAGUCGUUUGAAGGGUAAGGAAGGUCGCCUGCGACAAAAUUUGAUGGGUAAGCGUGUGGACUUCUCGGCUCGUACUGUCAUCACAGGUGACCCCAACCUGUCUCUGGAAGAAGUCGGUGUUCCGAUUUCGACUGCUAAGAUCUUGACUUACCCGGAGGUGGUAACUCCGUACAACAUUGAGAAGCUCCAGCGGUUGGUAUCAAACGGUCCCAAUGUGCACCCUGGCGCUCGAUACAUUGUGCGAGAUACUGGGGAGCGUGUUGAUCUCCGUCUUGCCAAGCGCGGUGGUACCCAGCAACUGCUGUACGGCUGGAAGGUUGAAAGGCACAUUGAUAAUGGCGAUGUGAUUUUGUUCAACCGUCAGCCCUCGCUUCACAAGGAGUCUAUGAUGGGUCACCGCGUCCGCGUAAUGCCCUUCUCGACCUUCCGGCUGAACUUGUCAGUCACUACGCCUUACAACGCCGAUUUCGACGGUGAUGAAAUGAACUUGCACGUUCCGCAGGGCGAGGAAGCCCGCGCUGAACUGGCUGAGCUUGCUCUUGUCCCCAAGAACAUCGUUUCGCCUCAGCGUAACGGUCCUCUUAUGGGUAUUGUGCAGGAUACUCUGUGCGGUAUCUACAAGAUUUGCCGUCGUGAUAUCUUUCUCAACAGAGACAUGGUCAUGAAUAUGAUGCUCUGGGUUCCCAACUGGGAUGGUGUUAUUCCUCCUCCUGCAAUUCUGAAGCCUCGUCCUCGUUGGACUGGUAAGCAGAUUAUCAGUCUGGCUUUCCCCACUGGUCUCAACCUCCUGCGUAUCGAUAAGGAUAGCUCACCUCUAUCUGAGAAGUUCAGUCCUCUCAACGACGGUGGGCUACUUAUCCACGGUGGACAGCUGCUGUAUGGUAUGCUUUCGAAAAAGACAGUCGGUGCCAGCGGUGGUGGUGUGAUUCACACCAUUUUCAAUGAGUAUGGAUGUGACACUGCUGUCAGCUUUUUCAACGGUGCUCAGCGAAUUGUCAACUAUUGGCUUCUGCACAAUGGUUUCAGUAUCGGUAUUGGUGACACGAUUCCUGACCAGAAUACGAUCCAGAAAAUCGAGGAGGCUGUUCGUGAGCGAAAGAAGGAGGUCGAGACUAUCACUGCCAGCGCCACUGAGAACACUCUGGAGGCACUUCCUGGUAUGAACGUCCGUGAGACCUUCGAGAGCAAGGUGUCUCGUGCCCUUAACAACGCUCGUGAUGAGGCUGGUGCCGCGACUGAAAAGAGUUUGAAGGAUCUGAACAACGCUAUUCAGAUGGCUCGCUCUGGUUCCAAGGGUUCCACUAUCAACAUUUCUCAGAUGACUGCCGUCGUCGGCCAACAAUCCGUGGAAGGAAAACGUAUUCCGUUCGGCUUUAAGUACCGCACUUUGCCCCAUUUUACCAAGGACGAUUACUCCCCGGAAUCCCGUGGUUUCGUCGAGAACUCGUAUUUGCGUGGUCUGACUCCCACCGAGUUUUUCUUCCACGCUAUGGCUGGUCGUGAGGGUUUGAUUGAUACGGCUGUCAAGACUGCUGAAACUGGUUAUAUCCAGCGUAAGCUGGUCAAGGCCCUGGAAGAGGUAAUGGUCAAGUACGACGGCACUGUUCGUAACUCAUUGGGUGAUAUUAUUCAAUUCAUUUACGGAGAAGAUGGUCUUGAUGGCCAGCACAUUGAGAACCAGCGUGUCGAUAUCAUUCGCUGCUCCGAUGAGAAGAUGCGUGAGCGUUUCCGCGUUGAUGUCAUGGACCCCGAGCGUACCCUGGGCCCUGAUGUGCUCGAGCAGGCAAAUGAGAUCGCCGGUGAUAUGGAAGUCCAGAAGUACUUCGAUGAGGAAUGGGAGGCUCUUCUAGAGUCUCGUGCUUUCCUUCGUACUGUUGCCAAGGAGGAUGAAGAGAUGAUGCAACUCCCUAUCAACGUGCAGAGAAUCCUGGAAAUGGCCCGAACGACUUUCCGCAUUCGCGAGGGCACUAUCAGUGAUUUGCACCCGGCUGAGGUCAUCCCUCAAGUUCAAGCCUUGCUUGAUCGCCUGCUCGUCGUCCGUGGCGAUGAUGUGAUCUCACGUGAGGCUCAGGACAAUGCAACCCUCCUGUUCAAGGCUCAGCUUCGCAGCCGUCUCGCCUUCCGACGCCUUGUUACAGACUACUCACUUAACAAGCUUGCAUUCCAGCAUGUUCUCGGUGCCAUUGAGAGCAGAUUCGCUCGAGCAGCAGCUAACCCCGGUGAGAUGGUUGGUGUUCUUGCGGCACAGUCCAUUGGUGAGCCAGCUACCCAGAUGACCCUGAACACCUUCCACUUUGCUGGUGUUUCUUCCAAGAACGUUACUCUGGGUGUGCCUCGUCUCAAGGAAAUUCUCAAUGUGGCCACCAACAUUAAGACUCCAUCCAUGACUGUGUACCAGGAGGCUGCCAGCACCUAUGACAAGGAGGGCGCCAAGCAGCUGCGAAGCAUUGUCGAGCACACCAGCUUGCGGUCCGUCACUGAGGCCACUGAGAUUUACUACGAUCCAGAUAUUCAGUCGACUGUCAUCGAGAACGACCGGGAUAUGGUAGAGUCUUACUUCAUCAUCCCUGAGGAUAUUGGCGAAGAUAUCAAUAGCCAAUCGAAGUGGUUGCUUCGUAUCAUUCUUAGCCGUCCUAAGCUUCUUGACAAGGGUCUUACUGUUCAAGAUGUUGCGGCCAAGAUUAAAGCGGCCUACAAAAAUGACAUUGCUGUUAUUUUCAGUGAUAACAACGCCGAUGAGCAGGUUAUCCGUAUCCGUCAAAUCCAGCACUACAAGGAUGACGACGACGACGACGAUGUUGAAUACGAUGUGACCCUCAAGAAACUCGAGCAGCACCUUCUCGAUACACUGACUCUGCGCGGUGUUCCUGGUGUUGAGCGUGCUUUCAUUAACGAGAAGAGCAAGGUUCGUGUCCUUGAAGACGGCACUCUCUUCACAAGCAAGUCCGAUCCUCUCUGCAAGGAAUGGGUUCUUGAGACCAGCGGCUCCUCUCUCGCACCGGUUCUUGCCAUUCCUGGUGUCGACGCUACCCGCACCUAUUCCAACCAGUUCAUCGAGAUUUUCCAAGUGUUUGGUAUCGAGGCUGCGCGUACUGCCGUGCUCCGCGAAUUAACCCAGGUGCUUGCUUUUGAUGGUUCAUAUGUCAAUCACCGUCAUUUGGCCCUCCUGGUUGAUGUCAUGACCGUCCGCGGCUACCUGACCCCCGUUACUCGUCACGGUAUCAAUCGUGCUGACAACGGUGCACUGAUGCGUUGUUCGUUCGAAGAGACUGUCGAGAUUCUCCUGGAGGCUGCCGCCUUUGGCGAGCUCGAUGACUGUCGCGGCGUGUCAGAGAAUCUGAUUCUUGGGCAGAUGGCCCCCGCUGGAACGGGAGAGUUUGAUGUCUACUUGGAUCAGAGCUUGCUUAACACUGUUGUCUCCAACACGAACGGCUUUCGUCCAAUGGAUCACCGGGAUGCGCUUAUUCCAGAUGGUGCUGCAACCCAGUACGACACAGGCUCACCCAUGGCCAGCUCUUCGUACAUGGUUGAUGGCGAUCCAAAUUCGGUCUUCUCUCCGAUCCGUCAGUCCGGCGCGGAAUCUCCUGGGGGUAUCACCAAGUACCAGCCUCAGGAUGGGUUUGGCGGACUCAGCCCAGCGGGUCGCAGCCCUGGUUAUUCCCCAACCAGCCCCUUCAAUACCAGCCCGGCGUCUCCUGGAUACUCUCCAUCGAGCUAUUCACCAACGUCUCCUGGUAUGGGUAUGACGAGCCCUCGUUUUGUAGCGUCGCCCGCCUUCUCACCCUCGAGCCCAUCGUUUGCCCCAACGUCUCCAGCUUACUCGCCGACGUCGCCGGCUUAUGGUCAUGCCUCGCCUACGUCCCCGUCGUACUCUCCUACGUCGCCUGGGUUCUCACCGACUUCGCCAAACUAUAGCCCUACGUCGCCCAGCUUUAGUCCUGCUUCGCCAGCCUUUAGCCCGACGUCUCCCAGCUACAGUCCCACCAGCCCUGCGCUCGGUGGCGGUCGGCACUUGUCUCCCACCUCCCCAACCUCUCCCAAGUACACGCCAACUUCUCCUGGCUACUCUCCCACGAGCCCCCAGUCCUACUCGCCAACCUCUCCUAACUUCGCUGGCUCUCCGACGUCGCCUACAUCUCCAAGCUACAGCCCCACUUCCCCGGCUUAUAGCCCAACGUCUCCGCGUCAGUGA